Molecule: messenger RNA, 2706 nt
Organism: Choloepus didactylus (southern two-toed sloth)
Lineage: Eukaryota; Metazoa; Chordata; Mammalia; Pilosa; Megalonychidae
Gene: HRC
Product: histidine rich calcium binding protein
Exons: 6
Coding region: 180-2462 (760 amino acids)
Molecular function (GO): calcium ion binding
Source: RefSeq, a predicted model, not a curated record
AGGCAGAGAGGGCCGGAGGAAGGCAGACGGGCAGAGACAGAGAGAGACAAAGCUAGGGAGAGACACAAAGGGAAGCACAGAGACUGGACCCCAAGGAGAGGUGACCCCGACGUGUAUCCACAGAGCCGCGGAAGCCGCUGGGGCCAGCGCUGGGGAAGCAAUCCUGCCCUCCCGUCCCCAUGGGCCACCGUGGGCCAUGGCUGCACACUUCCCUCCUCUGGGCUGCCGUGGCCAGCCUGCUCCUCCCCCCCGCCGUGACCCAGCAGCUGAGAGGGGCUGGGCUCGGCCCCAGCAACUGGAACAACAACGCCGCGACGGAGGACGGGUCAGCCGAGUUGGGCCGCCACGUCCACGGUCACGGAGGCCGUGGAGAUGGGAAGGGGGGUGUUUCUGCUGAGAAUGGACCUCAUUUCCCGAGCCCUGGAGGCCACAGAGAUGAGGACGAAGAUGUCUCCAGUGAAGACGGGCGCCCAUUGCAAGGCCGCAGAUACCACGGCCACGAGGUCGGGGAAGAGAACGUGUCUGGCGAGGACGUCUUUGCAGAGCAUGCGGAGCAGGACCGAGGGCCCGGAAGUAAUGGGAAGGAAGAUGUAGGUGAUUCGGUUGAGCUGGGACACCACCUCCCCAGCCACAGGAACCACGGCCAUCAGGAGGAGAUCAAGGAUGAAGUUGUCUCCAGUGAGCACCACCAUGUCCUUCAGCAUGUACACCGAGGCCACAGAGAAGAAGAAGAUGAUGAUGAUGAUGGUGAUGAUGAUGGUGAUAUCUCCACUGAGUAUGAGCAGCAAGCUCACGGGCACCAAGGCCAUAGAAAAAAAGAAGAAGAAGAUGAUGAAGAUGAUGAUGAAGAAGAUAAUGAUGUCUCCACUGAGUAUGGGCACCAGGCCCACAGGCACCGAGGCCACAGGGAAGAAGAUGAUGAUGAUGAAGAAGAUGAUGAUGUCUCCACUGAGUAUGGGCACCAGGCCCACAGGCACCGAGGCCACAGAGAAGAAGAUGAUGAUGAUGAUGAUGUCUCCACUGAUUAUGGACACCAGGCCCACGGGCACCGAGGUCACAGAGGAGAAGAAGAAGAAGAUGAUGAUGAUGAUGAUGAUGAUGUCUCCACUGAUUAUGGACACCAGGCCCACGGGCACCGAGGUCACAGAGGAGAAGAAGAAGAAGAUGAUGAUGAUGAUGAUGAUGAUGUCUCCACUGAUUAUGGACACCAGGCCCACGGGCACCAAGGUCACAGAGGAGAAGAAGAAGAUGAUGAUGAUGAUGAUGAUGUCUCCACUGAUUAUGGACACCAGGCCCACGGGCACCAAGGUCACAGAGGAGAAGAAGAAAAUGAUGAUGAUGAUGAUGAUGUCUCCACUGAUUAUGGACACCAGGCCCACGGGCACCGAGGCCACAGUAACGAAGAGGAUGAGGAUGUCCCAGCUGAACACCAUUACCAUGACCCCAGCCACAGGCACAGAGGCCAUGGAGACAAGGACGAUGAAGAUGAGGAUGUGUCCACUGAACACUGGCACCGUGUCCCCACACAUGCCCACCACGGCCUUGGAGAAGAGGAGGAGGAAGAGGAGGAGAUCACAGUCACCAUGUUCAGUCACCACGUUCCAAGCCCCCAACCCCAAGGCCACCAGAGCGAUGAAGAAGACUUCCCAGAUGAAUCCAGAAAAGCAGUCCCUGGUCAUGACCACCACAGAGUACCCAGGGAGGAAGAUGAGGACGUCUCCGCUGAGCUUGGCCACAAAUCUCCCAGCCACAGGCAACACGGCCCUGGAGAUGAAGGGAUGGGCCACGGUCACGGAGGCCCCACUGAGGAGGAGCUCAGCCACCAGCUCCCAGAGCAUACAGGAGCCAAGGACAGAAGUGACUGGAGAGAUUCUGGGGAGGAAGAAGAAGAGGAAGAGGACCAUGGCUCCCAAGAGGAAGAAGAUGAAACUUCAGAGCAGGGAGAGAAAAGCACCCAGCACAGUGCCCUGGACCAGGAGGAUGAGGAGGAGGGCCAUGGCCUCAGCCUGAGCCAGGAGGAGGAGGAGGAGGAGGAGUACAGGAGAGAAGAGAGAGCUGAGGUUCAGGCCCCACUAGGCCAAGGACGCCAGGAGGAGGAGGCACCAUUGCCCUUCACCAUUAUUCCCAACCCACUGGCCGGGGGAGAGGUGGCUGGAGGUGCCUCUAGUGAGGAGGAGAGCGAUGAGGAUACCGGUCCAGAGGAUGCCCAAGAGUACGGGAACUACCAGCCAGGGUCGCUGUGUGGCUACUGCUCCUUCUGCAAGCGAUGCACUGAGUGUGAGAAGUGUCACUGUGAUGAGGAGAACAUGGGAGAGCACUGUGAUCAGUGCCAGCACUGCCAGUUCUGCUACCUCUGCCCGCUGGUCUGCGAGACGGUCUGCACACCAGGAAGCUACGUGGACUAUUUUUCCUCCUCCUUGUACCAGGCCCUCGCGGACAUGCUGGAAACUCCGGAACCCUGACCCCGCCGCGAGGCCGCAGCGCAGACGCACCUCCCCGGCCCUCCAGUCCCUUUCCACAAGCCCUAUUUAUUUCUCGGAAUAAACUUGCUCCCCGAAACCCCAACGUCAGACGCGGAGUCUGGAAUCUCAGGGUAUCAGAGAACGUGGGUGUGGGCCGGGGACCUGGACUCCCGGGUCCUCCGGGUGCUGGGUGUGGUUACUCAAGGCCCUGACAAAUGAAGCAGUCAACACGGGAGCUUUUUGA